This is a messenger RNA of Meriones unguiculatus (Mongolian gerbil), 6077 nucleotides long. RefSeq names its product DLG associated protein 1 (gene Dlgap1). The record is from RefSeq and is a predicted model, not a curated record. Bases 694 to 3786 code for a protein of 1030 amino acids. Gene Ontology annotation, biological process: signaling. Lineage: Eukaryota; Metazoa; Chordata; Mammalia; Rodentia; Muridae. Gene Ontology annotation, cellular component: glutamatergic synapse; postsynaptic specialization. The transcript has 16 exons. Gene Ontology annotation, molecular function: molecular adaptor activity.
CCUUGCGCUCCGGGCGCCGCAAUCCCGGGGACGCGGCCUCGCAGACACCUUCCCCGCCGCCGGGGAGCGGCCGCAGCCACCUCGGCGCCUGGCCGGGCUCCUUCGCUUCACCCCGCCGAGAGGCGUCCCGGACUGCGGGGCCACCGCCGCUCCGACCCUCGCCCCGAGGCUCGUGGGACGGACUGACGGACGGACGGACGGACGCAGCCGGCGAGGAGCGGACUGCGGGCGGAGGCAAGAAAACUCUGAGUGGUUCUGUUGGGCCACCUUGAGUGACUACUGCUCAAACCUGUUUCUUGGACCCUUUCUUCAAAAGACCAGCACACACCCAGAUUGCUCAACUGUAAUCCCAAAUUAAUGGAGUUUUUCUAAAGAGGACUACAUUAGUCACACCAGGACUGAGCAGUUGAACAUCACAUACCAAGAGUGACAUCUGGCUAACAAUAUCACAACAACCUGAAGUUAGGAUCUUUUUUGGAAGCGAAAAAGGAAAAAAGAAACAUUUUUUUUAAAAAUGGAGGAGUGAUCGUCAAAGGUUACAUCUGCUCUGGGACCUGCUGUCACCUGAAGGCCCCUGUGUCUGCUCUAGAGAACUCCCGUUGAAUGACAAAGACGCUAAGAACAGUCUUUGCCCAAGACGGGUCUGGAACCUAACGGGGUUCCCAUGACCCCUGCGCUUGCUUCCAGUCAGCAAUGAAAGGGUUAUCAGGUAGCCGCAGCCACCACCAUGGAAUCACCUGCGAGUCGGCCUGUGACUCCCUGUCACACCACUCGGACCACAAGCCGUACCUGCUGAGCCCAGUGGACCACCACCCUGCAGACCAUCCCUACUACACCCAGCGGAACUCCUUCCAGGCCGAGUGCGUGGGCCCCUUCAGCGACCCGCUGGCCAGCAGCACCUUCCCACGCCGGCACUACACCUCGCAGCAGGAGCUGAAGGACGAGAGUGCCCUGGUGCCACGCACCCUGGCCACCAAGGCGAACCGCCUCCCCUCCAACCUGCUGGAUCAGUUUGAGAGGCAGCUGCCGCUCAGCCGGGAUGGCUACCACACGCUCCAGUACAAGCGCACCGCCGUGGAGCAUCGCAGCGACAGCCCCGGCCGCAUCCGGCACCUGGUCCACUCGGUCCAGAAGCUCUUCACCAAGUCUCACUCCCUGGAGGGGCCAUCCAAAGGCAGCGUCAAUGGGGGCAAGGCCAGCCCCGAUGAGUCGCAACCCGUGAGGUACGGCAAGCGCAGCAAGAGCAAGGAGAGGCGUUCAGAGUCCAAGGCCAGAUCCAACGCCUCUAACGCCUCCCCGACCUCUCCCAGCUGGUGGAGCUCGGACGACAACCUGGACGGCGACAUGUGCCUGUACCACACGCCCUCGGGCGUGAUGACCAUGGGCAGGUGCCCCGACCGCUCCGCUUCGCAGUACUUCAUGGAAGCCUACAAUACCAUCAGCGAGCAAGCCGUGAAGGCCUCCCGGAGUAGCAACGACGUCAAGUGCUCCACCUGCGCCAAUCUUCCAGUCAACCUGGACGCCCCGCUUCUGAAGAAGAGCGCCUGGUCCUCCACUCUCACCGUGAGCCGAGCCCGAGAGGUUUACCAGAAGGCCUCGAUGAACAUGGAUCAGGCCAUGGUGAAGUCUGAGGCCUGCCAGCAAGAGCGGUCCUGCCAGUACCUACAGAGCAAGCUAAAAAGGCUACAGGGACACUUAAGCCAAGUCGUAUUUGUCAAGGUGAAAGCUGUGUGGAGCAGAAAAGCAGUUCUCCCAGCUGCAAAGAAGAUGCGGAGGAGCAGAGUUCCCCAAGAUGAAUGGACAGGGUACACGCCUCGCGGGAAGGACGAUGAGAUUCCAUGCCGGAGGAUGCGAAGUGGCAGCUACAUCAAGGCCAUGGGGGAUGAGGACAGCGGGGACUCGGACACGAGUCCCAAGCCAUCUCCCAAAAUGGCUGCCAGAAGAGAAAGCUAUCUCAAGGCUACACAACCAUCCCUCACAGAGCUCACCACACUCAAGAUCUCCAAUGAACACUCACCCAAACUCCAGAUCCGGAGUCACAGUUACCUGAGGGCAGUAAGUGAAGUCUCCAUCAACAGAAGCCUGGACAGUCUCGACCCUGCAGGCUUGCUCACAUCGCCAAAGUUCCGCUCCAGAAAUGAGAGCUACAUGCGAGCCAUGAGCACCAUCAGCCAGGUGAGCGAGAUGGAGGUGAACGGGCAGUUCGAGUCCGUCUGCGAGUCGGUGUUCAGCGAGCUGGAGUCGCAGGCCGUGGAGGCGCUGGACCUGCCCAUGCCCGGCUGCUUCCGCAUGCGGAGCCACAGCUACGUCCGGGCCAUCGAGAAGGGCUGCUCGCAGGACGACGAGUGCGUGUCGCUGAGGUCGUCCUCCCCUCCGCGCACGACCACCACGGUGCGGACCAUCCAGAGCAGCACCGGUGUCAUAAAACUGAGUUCUGCCGUGGAAGUGUCGUCUUGCAUUACCACAUAUAAGAAGACGCCACCUCCAGUCCCACCCAGAACCACCACGAAACCUUUCAUUUCUAUCACAGCCCAGAGUAGCACUGAGUCUGCGCAGGACGCAUACAUGGACGGACAGGGCCAGCGCGGAGACAUGAUCAGCCAGUCUGGCCUCAGCAACUCCACCGAAAGUCUGGACAGUAUGAAGGCCCUCACGGCCGCCAUCGAGGCGGCCAACGCCCAGAUCCACGGCCCCGCGAGUCAGCACAUGGGCAAUAAUGCCGCGGCUGUCACCACCACCACCACCAUAGCCACAGUCACCACCGAGGACAGGAAGAAAGACUUCAAGAAGAACCGAUGCCUCUCUAUCGGGAUCCAGGUGGACGAUGCCGAAGAGCCUGAGAAAACAGUGGAGAACAAGGCGAGCAGCAAGUUCCAGUCGGUGGGCGUGCAGGUGGAAGAGGAGAAGUGCUUCCGCAGAUUCACUCGGUCCAACAGUGUGAUAACCGCAGUGCAGGCUGACCUGGACUUCCAUGAUAACCUGGAAAAUUCUCUGGAGUCUAUAGAGGACAAUUCGUGUCCCGGCCCAAUGGCCAGACAGUUCUCCCGGGAUGCCAGCACCUCCACAGUCAGUAUCCAGGGUUCAGGAAACCACUAUCACGCCUGCGCAGCCGACGAUGACUUUGACACGGAUUUUGACCCCUCUAUCCUGCCUCCUCCGGACCCCUGGAUUGACUCUGUCACAGAAGACCCUCUGGAGGCCGUUCAGAGGUCCGUGUGCCGCCGGGAUGGCCACUGGUUCCUGAAGCUUCUCCAGGCAGAGCGAGACCGCAUGGAGGGGUGGUGCCAGCAAAUGGAGAGAGAAGAGCGAGAGAACAACCUCCCAGAGGACAUUCUAGGGAAAAUCCGAACCGCGGUGGGCAGUGCCCAGCUUCUCAUGGCGCAGAAAUUCUACCAGUUCAGAGAACUGUGUGAAGAGAACGUGAAUCCCAAUGCUCAUCCAAGACCCACUUCCCAGGAUUUGGCGGGGUUUUGGGACAUGCUGCAGUUGUCCAUAGAAAAUAUUAGUAUGAAAUUUGAUGAACUUCAUCAGUUAAAGGCCAAUAAUUGGAAACAGAUGGAUCCUCUUGACAAGAAGGAGCGAAGGGCCCCUCCUCCAGUGCCAAAGAAGCCGGCGAAGGGCCCCGCGCCGCUGAUCCGGGAGCGCUCGCUGGAGAGCUCGCAGCGCCAGGAGGCCCGCAAGCGCCUGAUGGCCGCCAAGCGCGCCGCGUCGGUCCGCCAGAACUCGGCCACCGAGAGCGCCGAGAGCAUCGAGAUCUACAUCCCCGAGGCGCAGACCCGGCUCUGAGCGCCGCCGCCGCCCGGCCCGCCUCCCCGCCCCUCCGUCUCUCAGCUCCGUGGCCGUCCUGGCGCAGCCGUCCCCCAGACCGCCCCGCUCCCCGGACCACUCGGCCCGUCUUCUCCACCGAGCUUCGCGCCCCCUGUCCCGAGGCCUCGCGCGCACAUCCAAACCCUUUCUUUUCUGGGCCAAGCAAACCCACUUGUGUAGAGACGACACCUGUAGGUCCCUCGCCCUCCUCAGUUCUCUCAAGCUAGCGCGUCCCUAGAACUCAGCAAUAUAAAACCGUAGGGUAAUUCAGAAACCCAGUAUCACACGGGGUGAUCCUUGGGGACUUACCGUCUUCCACGUGAAAGAAACGAGGGCUCCGACUCCCCUUUAUUUGCCCCAAACGGUUAUCUUUUACGAGCGGAGAGCGCUUUAUUUCUAAUCUCAGAAAUCACACCAUCUCACGGGGAUCAGUGGUGACUAAGAGAGAGGGGACCGAGCUGGCCUGGGGUUGGGGGCCUGGGUGUGUAGGAGGGAAGGGCGAAGCGCGCAGGUACCCCGCAUCUGCGCCCUCGCGGCUGCACAAACUGCCUCGCUGGUACUUCAUCAAUCACAGCUUCAAACGUUUCAAUCAGCAGAAGAUUGUAAAUCCGAUCUUUCAGGGAAAUUAACCUAUUCUGAAAGGCAAUAAAAUGAAGAAAGCUGAGGGAAAGGAAACACCGGUGGCUUAAGAUCCUACAUAAGGAAUCUAUUUAUUAUUUAUCCUAUUAAGAAAAUUUAGGCCUGAAAUGUCUUAUCAACUUUUUCUUGUAUUCUCUGUAUUAUAAUGUCACAGCAGUGGUUUUUAAACGGGAGGGGGAACAAGGACCUGGUUCUGUUACCUUAGUGUCCAUCAGGGUAGGCCCACUUAGAAUUUCCCACAGGUAGGAAGGCUUCUACUUCUGAGAGACGGCAAGGCCAUUUCCAGAGGAGAGUUCGGGUUCUCCUGCCACCCCUUUGAAUGCCACACACCCAUCGAGCCUAGCCCAACACUUCACACUUGAGGGGCGCUUUCUCCUUCGGUCCUCCUCUCACUCCAGUACAGGGUUCGCGUGUUCCCCAGCACAGGGUUUUUUUUGCUCCAUGUCAAAUGAAUAAAAUAAAAGGUUUUCUACCCCAGUUGACAUGCUGCCUCGUUCCAAAGAGCUGUCGUUAUGAUCCUGGAGUUCCAGAUAGUGAGAGAAGUCAUUGGAUAUGCCGGGGUCAAGAGCUAAGAGGAGGGGGAAAAGUCGUCAUUGAAACCGCUGAUAGGAAUCCAAGCUUUUGGUUGGAUACAGGCUUUCUGCUGGCUUGCAGUUGAGUCGUGGUUGAUGGACUGUUCACUGGCAUCCUGCUGAAGUCUUAAACGCCCUUACUUGUAGCAGUUUAAACAUUCUGAACGUGGCGAUCUGAAAGGAUCAGCCUUUUAAUAUGUCAAGCUUGCAACCUAAAUAAUUAGAAAUUUGCCAUAGAAAAAUGAAAGACUUAAAAGAAAAAAAAAUGCUUGCACCAGAAAUGCUUUUAAAAAAUAACUCUCAUAGCCAGGUGCUAAUUUAAUUUUCUUUACAAAAUUAAGAGAAGCGAAGGGUUCUGGCAACCAGUAUUUUCAGACAUAUUCUAAAACCUCUAGAGAAUUUGCUACCUCUCAGAGCCAUUGAUGCUUUGAGUUACCUUUAUCAACAGGGCACAAAUGUUUACUGCUGUGGUUUACAAGAAAAGGGCUAUAACUUAUUCAAAACAACAACAACUUUUAACUAGGGCAGACAAAGGCAGCGCUUUGUCCAACUGGAGCAGAGAUUUUUGAGCUUUAGGAAUUUGCUAGUUUCAGAAAAAAAAAAAAAGACGCUUUUACUUUACAGAGGAGCAGCAAUGAAAGAGCACAUGACAUAGGCAGGAGUAACGCCAACCGACCGUCACCUUGGUAGCCCGUGAUCACAUUCAUCCGAGACUUGGAAUUCCCAGGAAGCAGCAUCCAUUCUAGACCCGCUCUGACCCACUUUCACCACUACAGCUCCCUGCCCUGAGGUAGGAGUGAGAUCAGUUUCUAACGUGACUCCAGAUCCUUCUACAGUGUUUUCUUUGGGAACUGAUUUAGCCCAGGCUGUUUUAAAGAGAGAAGAGAGAGGCCUAUUUAUCUUGUCUACAUGAAUGGCAUUUGUAUAUUCAUAAGCUAUUUUUGGUAAGAAUUUUAAAUCUUUUAGCUGAACGCCUGAAGGGCAUCACAGCCUUUGCCUUCCUGGAAAUCACAGUUCAACUGUACAAACACUUUAUAAAAAAAAAAAAAAAACAGAAAA